Messenger RNA from Phytomonas sp. EM1, 606 nucleotides. The record is from the annotation of a GenBank genome assembly. NCBI's taxonomy places the organism in Eukaryota, Euglenozoa, Kinetoplastea, Trypanosomatida, Trypanosomatidae.
AUGAUUCGCUAUUCAAGAGCAUUCCUUAGUGGUGGGCAUGGGGAUCUGUUCCCCAACACCAAGGCUGCUGCCCAUUUAACACCACAGUGGGUGCUUUCCCGCACGACGCCUCCCGCACCAGGUGCGGGGCACUGCUACGCUAGCUUUACCUAUCCCGAAAAGCAUAGCAAAUUUCAGGGCUUCCAACCCGAGAUUCAUGAGUCCAAAGUGGUGUCUAUGCACGCCACGGGUAGUCUGCCGCAUUGCACGACAAAACGACCCUCCCUGAAGGUCUGCGGGGCUUUCGUUGAGGGCACCAAAGCUGCUCUCGACGGCAAAAAUGUCAAGACUAACAAUACACCCAUGGCGCGGGCUAACAUCGAGGCGAAGGAGCAAGCUGAAAGAAUGGUGAAGACACGGGAAUUUGCUCCCAGUCAAGAGCCCAUGGCCUUCCGUGAGGGUUAUACGCCAUUCGCAGACCUGUUGGAGUGCUGCGAGUUCAUAGACAAACGUACAAAUGCUCUUCGAAAGAUUGAGGAUCGGAACUCCAACGGGUACACCAAGGAAUGGAUUCCGUUUGAACUGAAUCCUCGACCGAAGCCAACCCCACCACCCCCCAAAAAGUAG